UUCUUUCUUACCGCCAACUUUUGUUUCGCGGCGCCACCGCAGGAAGCUCUUGCGCGUUGAGUCGUCCGCCAUGUCUGAUUAGGAGUCCUUUCACAGCACCAUGCCUGGGUUCAGUGACAAGGCCAUCGUCAUCGACGGCAAGGGCCACCUUCUGGGCCGGCUCGCCGCUGUUGUGGCCAAAACAAUCCUCCAGGGAAACAAAGUUGUAGUUGUUCAUGCUGAACAGCUGAAUAUCUCUGGAAAUUUCUUCAGAGCAAAGCUGAAGUACCUCGCUUUCCUGCGAAAGCGCUGCAAUGUCAACCCUGCCAGAGGCCCAUUCCACUUCAGGGCCCCCAACAAAAUUUUCUGGAGAACAGUUCGUGGCAUGCUGCCCCACAAGACAGAGCGCGGAAAGGACGCGCUGCGCAGGCUGAAGACGUACGACGGUUGCCCACCUCCGUACGACCGCCGCAAGAAGGUGGUGGUGCCGGGCUCGUUGCGUCUGCUGUGCCUCAAGCCUGGCCGCAAGUACUGCCAGCUGGGCAGGCUGUCGCACGAGGUCGGCUGGAAGUACCAGCAGGUCGUGCGAACCCUGGAGACCAAGAGGAAGGUCAAGCAGAUUCUGCGUCUCAGGACGAUCAAGUCGCUCAGGAAGGUGACGAGAGAAACGCGCGAAAAGGUUGCGAAAAUGACCAAGCCCUUCGACGAGUUGAUCAAGUCGUAUGGCUUCGUUUAAUUCCUGUCGAUCCAAUAAAACUUUUUCGUUUAAGAUAAA
Cloeon dipterum is the source of this 754-nucleotide messenger RNA. RefSeq names its product ribosomal protein L13A (gene RpL13A). Bases 101 to 715 code for a protein of 204 amino acids. NCBI's taxonomy places the organism in Eukaryota, Metazoa, Arthropoda, Insecta, Ephemeroptera, Baetidae. Gene Ontology annotation, molecular function: mRNA binding; structural constituent of ribosome. Gene Ontology annotation, biological process: negative regulation of translation; translation. The record is from RefSeq and is a predicted model, not a curated record. Gene Ontology annotation, cellular component: ribosome; cytosolic large ribosomal subunit. The transcript is spliced from 4 exons.